Molecule: messenger RNA, 4842 nt
Organism: Amphibalanus amphitrite
Lineage: Eukaryota; Metazoa; Arthropoda; Thecostraca; Balanomorpha; Balanidae
Exons: 3
Coding region: 1-4842 (1613 amino acids)
Biological process (GO): telomere maintenance; DNA repair
Molecular function (GO): DNA helicase activity
Source: RefSeq, a predicted model, not a curated record
AUGAGCGGCGAGGUCAAUCCUGACAAUAAUGGUGAUGAUGAUGGUGGUGUGGACAGAGCUAAUGGAGACGGUGCCGGUCCCGAGGUCCCGGCAGCGGGACCGCCGGUGGCCGGCCCGCCUGACCCUCCUCCCAACCCGCACAACCCUGACAAUGACGGUGAAGAUGAUGAUGAUGAUGAUGGUGUGGACAGAGUUAAUGGAGACGGUGUCGGUCCCGAGGGCCCGGCAGCGGGACCGCCGGUGGCCGGCCCGCCUGACCCUCCUCCCAACCCGCACAACCCUGACAAUGACGGUGAUGAUGAUGAUGAUGAUGGUGUGGACAGAGCUAAUGGAGACGGUGCCGGUCCCGAGGGCCCGGCAGCGGGACCGCCGGUGGCCGGUGCCGCCGCCGACCCUCCCCCCGCCCUACUGAACGCUGACAAUGAUGGUGAUGAUGAUGAUGAUGAUGGUAUGGACAGAGCUAAUGGAGACGGUGUCGGUCCCGGGGUCCCGGCGGCGGGACCGCCGGUGGCCGGUGCCGCCGCCGACCCUCCCCCCGCCCCACUGAACGCGGACAAUGAUGGUGAUGAUGAUGAUGACGGCAAUGGUGUGGACAGAGCUGAUGGAGACGGUCACCUGCUGGCUAGGAACUAUGACCCUGAUCAGUACCAGCCACCGGCGGGCAUGCAGUUGGGUCGCAUGGACACGGUGUGCGGUCACUGUGGCGCGCUGCGUUGGCAAAAUGAACCAAAAGGUGCCUGCUGCCAUCAGGGCAAGGUGAAACUAGACUUCCAUCCCCCGCCCCCGGACGAGCUGGUGGAGCUCAUGACUCCCGGCACGCCGUACUAUGAUGAGUUUCGGGGUAAAAUACGUGCAUAUAACACGGCCUUCCAAAUGGCCAGCAUGGGAUGUGACGUGGUGAGACACGCGGGCGCACCCCACGCCGCAUUCACUGUGCAGGGUAACGUCUGUCACCGCAUCGGAACACUGUUGCCGGUGCGUGACGGUGAGGAAAGGUUCUUGCAGUUGUAUUUCCUGGACGCGGAACAGGCCACCGAGCGCCGGGCAACACUGUGUGGUGGCCUGGAUCGGGUGGUGCUAAACAUUCUGUCAGGUAUGCUGCACGUCCACAACAAUUAUGUCCGUGCACUGCAGCCGGCGCUGCUGAUGGCGCGUGGUGUCCCCAACAGCCGCAUCGUGCUGUCCGCAGACCAUCGGCCCCGGUCGGAGCACGAGCGUAGGUUCAACUUGCCCAUGGGACGUGAGGUGGCGGUGCUCAUGCCGGACGAGAUUCGCGGUCCGCGUGACAUCGUCGUCCACGAGCGCGGCGGGCAGCUGUUCCGCAUCAAUGAGUUCAGUCGCCAGUAUGACCCCCUGUGCUAUGUGCUGCUCCAUCCCCACGGCACGGACGGGUGGUCGAUCGAGCUUAAAACGGCACGCGGCGUCACCAUGCGCCAGUACGCGGCCUUCCACAUUCGCUACAGGCCUGGACACUUCAACCUGAUCCCCAGAGGCGGUAGGCUCUUCCAACAGUAUCUGGUAGACACACAGGUGAAGGUGGAGUCGGAUCGUCUCGCAUAUGUGCGUGAACACCAGGACGGGUUCAACGGCUUCCGUGCCGAGACGAUCCGUGGCGUGCGCGACGCGCUCGCCGACGGCGAGGAGGUCGGCCGAGCCGUCGGCCGGCGCGUGGUGCUGCCGGCUUCUGUGACCGGCAGCCCGCGCUACAUGAUGUCUAAACUACAGGACGCCCUCUGCUAUGUUAGGGACUUUGGCUCGGCUGACUUCUUCAUCACUGUGACAUGUAACCCGGCCUGGCCGGAGAUCGUGGAGACCCUCCAGGCCCUGUACCCGGGGGAGGGGCCGGAUGGUCACGACCGGGCGUGUGACCACCCGGACAUAGUCAGUCAGGUCUUUGAUCAAAAACUGCAGGUGCUGCUCAAGCAGCUUCGUGACGGCAUCCUGGGUCGGCAGCGGGCCAUUAUGUACACCAUAGAGUGGCAGAAGCGUGGUCUGCCGCACGCUCACAUUCUGCUGUGGGUCGUGCCGGCUGACAAGCCCCGUGCCAAUGAUGUGGACGCGUGUGUGUGUGCCGAGGUCCCUGAUCCCCAGACCGAUCCGCAUCUGCAUGCCAUCGUGUGUGCCAAAAUGGUGCACGGGCCGUGUGGUGCGCUGAACCCGCGGUCCGCGUGCAUGAAGGACGGUCGCUGUAGUGUCGGCUACCCAAAGCAGUACCAGGCGGUCACAGAGGUGCCCGAGCGGACCUAUCCCAAGUACAGGCGGCGCGCGCCGGAGCAGGGCGGUCGCCGUGGGCAGACGCCCGGCCGGCGCGGCGUCGAGAUUGACAAUCGCUGGAUCGUGCCCUACAACCCCCACAUCCUCCGGUCCAUGGACUCGCAUGUCAACGUAGAGGUCAUCACACACGCCAUGGGUGCCAUCCGCUACUGCAUAAAGUAUGUGACAAAAGGCACUGACAUGAUCAUGUUCGCCGUGCAGCCGGACGGCGUCAUUGACGAGGUGGCCCAGUAUCAGCAGAGUAGGUUCCUGGGCUCCAUGGAGGCGGCGUGGCGUCUGCAGGACAGACCGAUCCACGGCCACCAUCCCCCCGUACAGCAGCUGCAGCUGCACAUGGACAAUGAUGAGAGACGCGUCGUCUUCCGCGACGACGCGAAUCUCGAUGCCGUACUGGACGGGGAGCAAAUCAACCACUCCAUGCUGACUAGCUUCUUUGAACUGUGUCAGGUAGACGAGUUCGCGGCUACGCUCCUGUACACGGAGGUGCCGCGCUACUACACGUGGCAGGUGCGGCGCGGCCGUGGCGCAGACGCCCGGCCCGCGCACUGGCGGCGGCGCCUGCGGGGACAGCCCCACCCUGACGUGCCGGGGGUGUUCGUGUCGGACACGCUUUCACGCAUGUACACAACCACGCCGCGCGCGGGAGAGGUGUUCUUUCUGCGUCUGCUCCUCAACAACGUGCGGGGUCCGCGCUCCUACGAGCACCUGCGCACGGUGAAUGGCCGCGUGUGUGCCACCAUGCGUGAGGCGUGCUCGGAGCUGGGGCUCCUGGAGGAUGGUUUGCACUGGGCUCGCGCUCUAGAUGAGGCUUCCGUGACGCGCUUCCCGGGUGGCUUGCGCUUUCUUUUUGCGCUCAUUCUGAUUGAGGGUGAGGAGACGUGCAACCCGGCAGAGCUGUGGAUGAGGUUUAGGGACGUUCUUUCCGAGGACAUAGCUCGCCGUCGGGACGUUGCGCGCGCUGCUGGCAGGCGCGCUCUGACAGAUGAUGAGGUGUAUGAUGAGGCGCUGCGCAAGCUGGCCGUCAUUCUGCGGCGGCUGCGCGGCAAAACACUGGCAGAGUACGGGCUGCCGGUGCCGCCGGUGCUCGACGUCCCCGCCGAGCCGGACGACGAGCCGGACGGCGGUGCCCAGUUUGAUCCGGUCGUUCUGGCUGAGCGCGUGGAACGUGAGGAGGUGGGACUAACUGAUGACCAGCGUGCCGUGUAUGAUGAGGUGCUGCGGCGGCUCGACAAUGGCGAGUCGGGCGUUAUCUUUCUGCAGGCUCCGGGCGGGUGCGGCAAAACGUACCUGGAGAAUCUGCUGCUGGCCAAGGUCCGCAGUCGGGGAGAGGUGGCCGUGGCGGUGGCCGCCUCUGGGAUCGCGGCCAGCCUACUGGAGGGGGGAACCACCGCCCACUAUCGCUUCAAAAUCCCCGUGCUCCUGCACAAUGACAAUGACAAUGUGUGCGGCAUUGAUCGGCGCUCGCCCCAGGCCGACUAUCUGCGUCGCUGUAGGCUGAUCGUGUGGGAUGAGGCGGGCAUGAUGAAUCGGCGCGCCACAGAGGCGGUCGAUCGGGCACUCCAGGAUGUCCGCGACAGCCGUGAGCUGUUCGGCGGCAUCCUCACACUGAUGUCCGGGGACUGGAGGCAGAUCCUGCCAGUAGUUAGGAACGGCGGUCGGCCGCAGGUAGUCGACGCUUGCUUGAAGUCCUCGCCCCUAUGGCCUCGCAUAGACAGGAUGGAACUGGCCACUAACAUGCGUGCACGGAACGGUGACGACCAGGCGGGUGAGUUUGCCACCUUCCUGCUGCGCGUCGGCGAUGGCCGGCUGCCCGUCGUCACCGAGCCGGACACUGUGCAGGUCCCAGAGCAGGUAGUGAGUCCGGCAGGCAGCCUCCCAGAGCUGGUGGACCGGAUAUUCCCUAACAUGGACGAGAACUAUGUAGAUCAGGAGUGGCUGCAUGAGCGCACCAUCCUCGCCCCCCUCAACGCUAUAGUGGACAGUGCAAACACCGCCGCUCUGGCACUCUUGCCCGGUGAGACAAUGACAUACUACAGCGUGGACACGCUCACUGAGAUUGACAAUGAGGCAGAGGUCGGACCCAUCGUACCCCCGGAGGUGCUGAACGCCAUAGAUGUGUCGGGCAUGCCCUCCCACCGGCUUCAGGUAAAGGUAGGCGCACCGGUCGUUCUGAUGAGGAAUCUAAACGCCCCGCGUGUGGUGAACGGCACCCUCUGCACGGUGCUGCGCGCCGCACCCAACGUACUCGAGCUGCGCAUCGCCAGCGGCAUCGCACGCGGUGAGCUGCUCUUCCUCCCGCGGCUACCGCUGCUGGUGAGCGCAGUAGACUCUGGCAUUGGUCGUCCGUUCCGUCGUCUCCAGUUCCCCGUGAAACUGUCGUUUGCUAUGACCAUCAACCGCUGCCAGGGCCAAACAAAGCGUCGCGUAGGCAUUUACCUGCCGGCCCCGGUGUUUACUCACGGUCAGCUGUACGUAGCCCUUUCACGCGUAGGUAGCUUCGCUGCGGUGGAGGUGCUGGCUCCGCGCAACCUUCAGACGCGCAACGUGGUUUAUCGGGAGGUGCUCUGA